Dama dama (fallow deer) is the source of this 7429-nucleotide messenger RNA. RefSeq names its product threonine synthase like 1 (gene THNSL1). The record is from RefSeq and is a predicted model, not a curated record. Gene Ontology annotation, cellular component: cytoplasm. The transcript has 3 exons. NCBI's taxonomy places the organism in Eukaryota, Metazoa, Chordata, Mammalia, Artiodactyla, Cervidae. Bases 354 to 2585 code for a protein of 743 amino acids.
GCCUGGGUCUUGGGCUGUGGGCCAGCAGGGGCAGGAGUCCGAGGUGCGGGACUUUGUCCCGAGGCGGCGCUGACGGCUCCCGGAAGCUCUUUCCCAUUUCCUUUCCUUUCCCCCCGUCUUCUCAGUGUGAUUUCCUUGACUCCACUUUUUGCAAAGACUGAGUUUGCCUCAGCAUCCACAAACUCUUCACCUCAGAUUGGUUCCUGUGUGUUUUCUGUUUGCAAGUCAGUGGGAGUUAAGCAUAUACCAGCUGAAAAGCCAGAUAAGGAAAUGCAUUCUUUCUCCCAGCAGUUCUAAGUUAACUUGACCAAAGCCAGUUUUUCUGUUGGCUUGGGCAGCAAAGUGAAAAGAGAAUGCUCCACUUGAAGCAGUGUCAGCAUCUGAAACAUAUAACUCAGAAAUGCUUGUCUUGCAUCCAUGUGAAAACAGAUAAACAUCCACAGCUAUUUCUUUCAAGAACCUUUGCGCUUGCGAAAUUAAGGAAGUCAUGGCAUUCCAUCUACUCUCUUGUUGGAGACAAAAAUAUUAUCCUGAUGGGACCUCCUGGUGCUGGGAAAACAACAGUAGGCAGAAUAAUAGGCCAGAAACUGGGUUGUUGUGUCAUCGAUGUGGAUGAUGAUAUCCUUGAAAAAACCUGGAAUAUGAGUGUGUCUGAAAAAUUGCAGGAUGUUGGUAAUGAGCAAUUUUUAGAAGAGGAAGGAAAAGCCGUGUUAAACUUCUCUGCAUCUGGAAGUGUGAUUUCCCUUACUGGGUCCAACCCAAUGCAUGAUGCUAGCAUGUGGCAUCUAAAGAAAAAUGGAAUAAUUGUUUAUCUGGAUGUACCUCUACUAGAUAUAGUCAGUCGUCUAAAAUUAAUGAAAACAGAUAGGAUUGUAGGUCAGAAUUCUGGAACCUCUGUGAAAGACUUACUUAAAUUUAGAAGACAGUACUAUAAGAAGUGGUAUGAUACUCGUGUUUUUUGUGAAAGUGGGGCUUCCCCAGAGGAGGUAGCCAACAAAGUGCUGAGUGCAGUUAAAAGAUACCAAGAUGUGGAUUCAGAAACAUUCAUUUCCACAAGACACAUUUGGCCUAAAGACUGUGAACAGAAAGCUCCAAUGAAAUUCUUUAGUGAAGCUGUGAUUGAGGGGUUAGCUUCUGAUGGUGGACUUUUUGUUCCUGAGAAGGAGUUUCCAAAGUUAAACUGUGGGGAGUGGAAAAGCCUGGUAGGAGCAACAUACAUAGAAAGAGCACAGAUACUUCUGGAAAAAUGUAUACAUCCUGCUGACAUACCUGCUGCCAGGCUGGGAGAAAUGAUUGAAACUGCUUAUGGGGAAAACUUUGCCUGCUCAAAAAUCGCCCCUGUCAGGCACCUGUCAGGCAACCAGUUCAUCCUGGAGUUGUUUCAUGGACCAACAGGAUCAUUUAAAGAUCUGUCUUUACAGCUCAUGCCCCAUCUUUUUGCACACUGUAUUCCACCAAGUUGCAAUUUUAUGAUACUUGUAGCCACCUCAGGAGACACUGGAAGUGCAGUCUUAAAUGGCUUUAGUCGUCUUAAGAAGAAUGACAAGCAGAGAAUAGCCGUGGCCACAUUUUUUCCUGAAGACGGAGUCAGCGAUUUUCAAAAAGCACAAAUAAUUGGCAGUCAGAACGAAAAUGGAUGGGCAGUAGGUGUCAAAUCAGAUUUUGAUUUCUGCCAGACGUCUAUAAAAAGAAUUUUUCAAGAUUCUGAUUUUACUGGCUUUCUUGCUGUGGAAUAUGGAACCGUCUUAAGUUCAGCUAAUUCCAUAAACUGGGGCCGACUACUUCCCCAAGUAGUUUAUCAUGCUUCUGCAUACCUUGAUCUCGUUAGCCAAGGAUUUAUUUCUUUUGGAAGCCCAGUUGAUGUGUGUAUUCCCACAGGAAACUUUGGUAACAUUUUAGCAGCAGUGUAUGCCAAAACCAUGGGAGUCCCUAUUCGAAAAUUUAUCUGUGCUUCUAAUCAGAACCAUGUUUUGACUGAUUUUAUAAAAACAGGACAUUAUGAUAUAAGGGAAAGAAAACUAGCACAGACCUUUUCACCAGCAAUUGAUAUCCUCAAAUCUUCAAACCUGGAACGACAUUUACACCUGAUGGCUAAUAAAGAUGGACAGUUAAUGAGAAGACUGUUUAAUCAACUAGAAGAGGAGCAUCACUUCCAGAUAGAGAAGAUCCUAGUUGAGAAACUUCAGCAGGAUUUCGUGGCCGACUGGUGCUCUGAGGGAGAGUGCCUGGCAGCGAUUCACUCCACCUACAACACUUCGGGGUACAUUUUGGACCCACACACUGCUAUUGCGAAAGUAGUUGCAGACAGAAUGCAAGACAAAACUUGCCCAGUGAUCGUCUCCUCUACAGCUCAUUACUCCAAGUUUGCACCUGCUAUCAUGCAGGCUUUAAAGAUCGGAGAAAUCAACCAGACUUCAUCAAGUCAGGUUUACUUACUAAGUUCAUACAAUGCCUUACCUCCACCGCACGAGGCUUUACUAGAGAGAACAAAACAGCAGGAGAAGGUGGAGCACCAGGUCUGUGCAGCUGAUGUGAAUGUCCUGAAGAAUCACGUGGAAAAACUUGUACAAAAUCAAUUCAUAUAAAAGUUUUCCGAGUAAAAGAAAAAUUCUGGUGAAAAGCGUGCAGUAAUAAAUCACAAAAGUUGAUUUUGAGUACAAAUAACAUUUUGUUUUUUAUGUAAAUAUGUAUGUCUAUAUAUAGAUGUUAUCUUUUGGAAUUUCAAUAGCCUCGUCUCUAGGUCUGUCCAUUGUCCCUGCACAUGCUCCUUGGAUCCUUAAUCUAGAAGUGACAGAAAGUAGCAUAAUGCAUGGACCCUUGUGCUGUGUUCUGCACCCAUGAGGGAUAUAUCAGUUUCUCCUCCUUCACCCCCACUUUUAAAGGACCAAAAUGUCUGGUACUCUGACACUUAAAAUAUUUCAGCAUAGUUGUAACAUAGUAUAUCUGUAACCAUUAUUCUUUAUUGACUAGAAAGAUAAUUUGCACUCUAAUGGUUAACUUAUUUGGAAGAAGUAGUAAGCUCAUCUAUUAAGAAAUGGCUGGCAUUUUUUACUCUCCUCAGAUUCCAUUUUGGACUAUAAUUAAUUAAGUGGAUCCUACACCAUCUGGAUUAGAUAAGUGUUCCAGCUUUCACUCCCCUUGGGGUGUGUAUAGUUAAGGUGAUGUAGUUUGAAAAUCAAGACACAAGAUUUAAAUCUGAUGUGAUCAUCAACAGAACUACCUAUAGUAGAUAUAGAAAUAAAAUUACAUAUCUGUUUCAAGAGAAAAGCUUUCCAAACUUCAGAGUAUUUGAAUAGUCUUAAGAGAAGUGUGGUUAUAGUUAUAGCAGUUUUCUUGUAUUAUUUGAACUCUAUUCCUAUAUAAUUUGUCUGUUGUCUUUUUUUUCAGUGAACAUUGUCUUUUUUGGCAGUUAAAACCACAUGCAAUUGAUGCACAUAUUUAGUGUUUCCUUUGUAGUAACAAUCCAUUAUAAUCAUGGUUUCCAUUUGUGAAUUUCUUGGAUGUUUUAUUUCUGAAUUAAAAGAUUGUCAUUGAAAGGACCUGUUAGUGUAAUGGACUACUCUCAACCACAAGAUGGCAUUCCUAACAUAAUUUGUCUUUGCUGAUAACAUUCUGCUUCAUUUUCUGGGAGAACUGCCUCCAUAAAGAAACAUGUUGCAGGUUGUCAAGAAAAAAAUUGUAAAAGUUUAAUGAGCAGAAAUGAUUUGUUUAAAAUUUUAAAAAAUUAAACCAACUAUGUUAACUUUGGAUCUCCAGCUUCUAAAAAGUACAUUCUAAAACCAAAACUUGAAAACCAAGAGCAGUUACAAGAAAAUAAUGGAGGAUUCAAAGUUCACUUAUUCAUGUAUGUCUUAGUUAUUUUAUCAUAUUUUUUUAAGGAUAAGUGUUUCAGUAGCCGAUAUGUUUAGAAACUACAUGUAAAUUUUCCUGUGUGUAUGAAAAUGCACUAUUUUUCUGAAAGUGGGACGGACAGUUUUGUUUUGUUUUUAAAAGACAUGAUUUUUGCCCACAAGACUGUAGUGAAGGAGACAACGUGUAAAAUUGAAUCAGGUUCAACAUAGAAGUUAAAGCAAGACAGUUCAUGAGAAAGUAAAAAGUAAGGGAUAUAGUCAAGAGCUGUCAGAUUACCAUGGGCCAAUCAGAAAAGGCGUCACAGAAGACACAAGCUGCAGUGAGUCCUGAAGGAUGGCAAGAUUUUCUAGGUGAAAAGGAAGGGGAAGUACAUUCUAGGCAGACAAGGGAAAUAGUUACAGUGAGUUGUUCAAGAGAGCACAUUCCUUUAUCUCCAUUUGGUUUGUUCUCAUUUCAUGCUUUCACUUUUUCUUAAUACCAAGUCUAGCCCUUCCCUCUCAGCUAAUGACCUUGCCUCAGUCAAGAGGAAAUAAGCCAUCAGUGAACACAUGGCUUCCUAUCACCAAGUGUCUGAAUCUGCUAUGCUUGUUUGUCUCCUCUCCUGCUCCCCCUGGAUUGAAUUGGGUGAUAUUCCUUCAGGAGUGUCUUGGGUUCUGUUCCUGUUGGAAUACUUCCGUCACUUGCUUCAUCAGCUAUCUCCUCUAGUGCUGCUUCAGCUUCUCCCCUCUGAUGGGACCUUUUCACAUCUUAAAAAGUAUAAGAGCAAAACAAGUCAACAGCCACAUUCCCCCACCAUCUACUCUUUUACUUAUGUUCCGUUCAAGACCCAGCCUCUUUGAAAAGAGUUGUCUACGUGUGUGGUCUCCACUUCUUGCCUCUCAUGUUCUCCAGAAUGUGUAAAGUACAUGUACUGUUCAGGGAGGAGUAAUAAAACAGAACACACAUGUGCUGCUCCCCACUUUGCUUUAAGAGUGGAACAUACCUCAUGUUUGACACCUUCUGUGGCUCCUGUUUGAUUACCUUCGCUUCUCUCCCUCAGAAGUAACCACUAUGCUAAAUUUUCUCUUUAUCAUUUCCUUGUUUGUAUGUACAGUUUUGCCUCUUUUUAAAUUUUAUGUAAAUGGAAUCAUACUAUACAUAUUAUUCCAUGACUCUUUUAUUCAAUAAUUUAAAAAUUUAACCAUGCAGAUGACAGAAGGCAGAGUUCAUUAAUUUUAAUUACUGUAUAAUCUAUAGAAUGAAUGCCACAGUCUAUCCAUUUAUGUUAGUGGACAUUUAAAUGGUCUAAUAUUUAUCUGUACUUGCAUCCGAUAGGUAUAUUGUUUCAUAAAAUUUGUAUUGAAGGCUAGUGAAAAUGAACUUCCAAACAUCUGUGAUUCUGUCUAAUGGUAUAUAAAAUGUAUUUCAUAUCUUAGCUGUAUUAAAAUAAAAAUGUGUGGUUUGUUUAUAAUAUGAAAAAUUAUCAGUUCUUGAGCAAUGGUUGUAAUUUCUUGCUUCUCCAAUCUUUGAAAUUAUUUUACGGUGUCAAAAAUGUGAAUUUAUAAGAUUUUUAAGAAAAAAGAAAUGAGAUUUUUAAUUGGAUAUCAGUGAAAAUAGCAAAAAUUUUUUUCAUCAAAAUAGAGUUUAGGAGGUAAUAAAUUGUUCUGUUUGAAGUUUUUGUUAGAUUUUAAUAGCAAUUCACUUCCAAAAACGAUCAUGGCGAAUACUGUUUCUCUCAAUCCAUUAGAUCAUUUAAACAUUUUGUAAUUCAGACUACUUAAACAUUAAGAAAAAAAGUAGCUGUUUUCACAUGAGCCUCAAACUCGUGGGAACAUAAAUAAUAGAGUUUUGUGUAGGAAGAUGAUUAAAGCCUGAUGAUUAAAACCUGUGUAUGAAAUAGUUACUGGUGUGGGCCCUGCCUGUGUACUCCAGCCACUCUUUGAAACUUUAAAAACUUAAAAAACAAACAGCCUCCUUUAAAAUCAGAGGUAGAAUAAGCUCCUCUGGUUCAAAGAAAGCAAAGUCAAGCAAAUUGUUGUGUUAUGGAGAAGGGACCUGUCAAACACAGGAAACCAAACCAACAUCAUGUACAGCAGUUCUCUGCUCAGUUGGCAAGAUUUAGACCAGAGGCCUGUAUCAAAAAGUUGUUUGCUUCCUACAGAAGGUGUAUUACUCAGUUCAGCUAUUUUUCUAUCUAAACUCUUUAUUGCUGUCUGAAUUCUUAGGUCUUUAUUUCAGUGGUGGUAACAAUUGUCUUGAGCUGAGGUUCCAUGUUCAGAUGUGGCGCUACUUGUUCAGUUAUUAUCAUAGACAUUAUUGGGAUUGUAAUGGCCUAUACAAUGCAGGGUUGCUAAUGGCAUGUUUAGUUUCACUUACAAAUAUUAGGAGGGUUUGUAAUUUUAAAUUACUUAAAUCCACAAGGGGCUAUUUUAAAUCAAUUCUUAUAUUUGGUGAUGGAGCCCUGAAAUCAUUUGUUUUGAAUUUUAUUUACAAGGCUCAAAUCAAAUAGUUGAAGUUUUCAGAAAAUAAUUUUACUUGCUCUUGAUGCUACCUUUAUUUUCUGGAACUCUCUCCAGAAAUUUUUAAAUAUAAUUGGCUGACAUUAGGAAAAGGAGUACAUCAAAGGCUGUAUGUUGUCACCCUGCUUACUUAACUUAUAUGCAGAGUACAUCAUGAGAAACACUGAGCUGGAAGAAGCACAAGCUGGAAUCAAGAUUGCCGGGAUAAAUAUCAAUAACCUCAGAUAUGCAGAUGACACCACCCUAUGACAGAAAGUGAAGAAGAACUAAAGAGCCUCUUGAUGAAAGUGAAAGAGGAGAGUUAAAAAGUUGGCUUAAAACUCAACAUUCAGAAAACUAAGAUCAUGGCAUCUGGUCCCAUCACUUUAUGGCAAAUAGAUGGGGAAACAGUGGACACAGUGACUGACUUUAUUUUCCGGGGCUUCAAAAUCACAGCAGAUGCUGAUUGCAGCCAUGAAAUUAAAAGACAUUUACUCCUUGGAAGGAAAGUUAUGAUCAACCUAGACAGCAUAUUAAAAAGCAGAGACAUUACUUUGUCAACAAAGGUCCAUCUAGUCAAGGCUAUGGUUUUUCCAGUAGUCAUGUAUGGAUGUGAGAGUUGGACUAUAAGGAAAGCUGAGCGCCAAAGAAUUGAUGCUUUUGAACUGUGGUGUUGAAGAAGACUCUUGAGAGUCCCUUGGACUGCAAGGAGAUCCAACCAGUCCAUCCUAAAGGAGACCAGUCUUGGGUAUUCAUUGGAAGGACUGAUGUUGAAGCUGAAACUCCAAUACUUGGGUCACCUGAUGCAAAGAGCUGACUCAUUUGAAAAAACCCUGAUGCUGCAAAAGAUUGAGGACAGGAGGAGAAGGGGAUGACAGAAGAUGAGAUGGCUGGAUGGCAUCACUGACUCAAUGGACAUGAGUUUGGGUGAACUCCGGGAGUUGGUGGUGGACAGGGAGGCCUGGCGUGCUGCAGUUCAUGGAGUAGCAAAGAGCUGGACACAACUGAAGGACUGAACUGACUGACUGACAUAAUAUUUAAACAACUGCCAAAUCAGGGUGGGUCAUUACCAGAAAAUACAUCAUUUCUUGUAAAUUUCA